CUCAACCAAACUGUAACCGUGGCAACUUCCCCUUCUUUCCCCCUCUCUUUCUUCAUCUCCUCCCAUAGAAAUCUUCUUUCCAUGGAAACUGAGGAGUUCCCUACCAAGGUGAACUUGUCGACGAGGAGGAGGUUUGCUGCCUCUUUUGGAUCCCAUUUAAAGGAGACUUUCUUCCCCGACGACCCCUUCCGCCAGUUCAGAGACCUGCCGGCAUGCGGCAAGGCAUGGACCGCCCUCAAAUAUUUCGUUCCGGCGCUUGGAUGGGCUUCCAAUUACACCUUUGCCAAGUUCCGGUACGACCUUCUCGCCGGUAUCACCAUCGCCAGCCUUGCGAUCCCGCAAGGAAUUAGCUAUGCACGCCUCGCCAAUCUUCCUCCCAUUAUUGGGCUAUAUUCUAGUUUUGUGCCACCUUUGAUCUAUGCGAUCUUGGGUAGCUCAAACAAUCUGGCGGUCGGAACCGUUGCAGCAGGCUCGUUGCUUCUUGCUUCGAUCAUUUCGGUGGAAGUCUCACCUUCUGGCAAUCCACAAUUAUACUCUCAAUUAUUCUACACAGCGGCCUUCUUCACCGGAAUUCUUCAAACGGCUUUGGGGUUCCUCAGACUUGGGAUGUUGGUGGAUUUCUUAUCCCGGUCGACCAUCACCGGAUUCAUGGGGGGUACAGCGAUCAUCAUAAUUCUGCAACAGCUCAAAGGCAUGCUCGGAUUAAAGCAUUUCACCACCAAGACCGAUCUUGUCUCCGUGAUGCAUUCCGUCUUCAAGUAUAGAGAUGAGUGGAAAUGGGAGAGCGCAGUUCUCGGUAUAUGCUUUCUUUGCUUUCUACUUGUAAGCCGGCAUCUGAAAACAAAAGUUCCAAAGCUAUUCUGGGUCUCAGCAAUAGCUCCUUUGCUGGUGGUGGUACUAGGAGGCAUUUUUGCUUUUCUCGUCCAUGGAGAUGAUCAUGGAAUCCCUACAGUCGGUUCUUUGAAAAAAGGACUCAAUCCGAUAUCCAUAUCGGAUUUAAAAUUCCAGUCUCAGUAUCUAUCUACGGCCAUCAAAGCAGGAUUGCUUUCGGGUUUCCUGGCACUAGCGGAAGGAAUAGCUGUUGGAAGGAGCCUAGCAUUACUGAAAAAUGAACAAAUAGAUGGGAACAAGGAAAUGAUAGCUUUUGGGAUGAUGAACAUAGUUGGCUCUUUCUUUUCAUGCUAUCUCACAACUGGGCCCUUUUCUAAGUCGGCAGUUAAUUUUCAUGCGGGAUGCAAGACACCAAUGUCUAAUGUGGUGAUGUCAGUUUGCAUAAUGUUGGUGUUGCUAUUCCUGGCUCCUCUCUUCGAACACACGCCUUUAGUGGCUCUAUCAGCGAUCAUUAUAGUUGCCAUGAUUGGGCUUAUUGAGUAUGAAGAGAUCCACCACCUCUUCAAGGUGGACAAGUUUGACUUUUGUAUCUGCAUGGCUGCUUUCCUUGGGGUUGCAUUAUUCAACAUGGUUGCCGGACUUGCAUCAUCUGUAGGUUUGUCAAUAUUAAGAGCAUUGUUAUAUGUGGCUAGGCCCAAUACUUGCAAGCUUGGAAACAUAACAGGAACUGCAAUGUAUCGUGACAUUGAGCAGUAUCCAAGUUCAUCUAGCUUCCCUGAUAUCCUAAUCUUACAACUGGGUUCCCCUAUCUACUUUGCAAAUGCUGGCUAUCUAAGAGAAAGGAUCUCAAGAUGGGUAGAAGAUGAAGAAAGUAUCAUCAAAAAGGAUGGGGAAGAUCUUCUAUAUGUUAUUCUUGACAUCGGUGGGGUGACAUCUAUUGACAACACGGGCAUUGGGAUGCUAAAGGAAAUCCAUAGAAUUCUCAGCAGAAGAAAAAUUAAGAUGGUUAUAACAAAUCCGAGGUUAGAGGUGGCAACAAAGUUGGUAUCAUCAAACUUUAUCGACUUGAUUGGAGAGAAUUGGGUGUUUCUCUCUGUCAAGGAUGCAAUUACAGCCUGCCGCUAUGCUCUUCAGGAAUCAGGAGAAAAGGGAGAGGAAGCAUAGGAAGAAUAUUUGGAGCAAGUAUAGGACAUUAUAAAGCAAAUGUAUGAUCCUCAGAUUAGUACAUGCGCUCUGUCAAUUACAUGCGGUCUGUCAAUAGCAGCUGAGGUCAAAUGUCAUUGGAUAUUGUAUGAUGAUAUGUUUCAUAAGUAGGCAGGUUUUAUGUAUGUGAAGCAUUUUCAAAUGGCAACGACAAGAUAGAUUUUGAAUAUGUAGAUUUUUACUUAAAAAUAUCUUCUUUUUUU
Molecule: messenger RNA, 2237 nt
Organism: Elaeis guineensis (African oil palm)
Lineage: Eukaryota; Viridiplantae; Streptophyta; Magnoliopsida; Arecales; Arecaceae
Product: probable sulfate transporter 3.5
Biological process (GO): sulfate transmembrane transport
Cellular component (GO): membrane
Molecular function (GO): secondary active sulfate transmembrane transporter activity
Source: RefSeq, a predicted model, not a curated record